This is a messenger RNA of Marmota flaviventris (yellow-bellied marmot), 1002 nucleotides long. RefSeq names its product F-box protein 16 (gene Fbxo16). NCBI's taxonomy places the organism in Eukaryota, Metazoa, Chordata, Mammalia, Rodentia, Sciuridae. The record is from RefSeq and is a predicted model, not a curated record. Gene Ontology annotation, molecular function: protein binding.
AUGAUGGCAUUUGCACCUCCGAAGAAUAUAGAAUGUCCUAAAAUGCAGAUAAAGAUGAGUACCUGGACACCCCUCAACCACCAGGUUUUGAAUAACCAGGUAUUUGAAGAAAGAAAAGCUCUGCUUGGAAAAUGGUUUGACAAAUGGACAGACUCUCAGCGGAGAAGAAUCCUCACAGGUCUGUUGGAACGCUGCUCGCUGUCACAACAAAAGUUCUGCUGUCGAAAGCUUCAGGAAAAAAUUCCAGCAGAAGCCCUGGACUUCACCACCAAGCUUCCUAGGGUGUUAUCCAUAUAUAUCUUUUCCUUCCUUGACCCCCGGAGCCUUUGUCGUUGUGCACAGGUGAGCUGGCACUGGAAGAACUUAGCUGAGCUGGACCAGCUCUGGAUGCUAAAAUGCUUACGGUUUAACUGGUACAUCAAUUUCUCUCCAACUCCCUUUGAGCAGGGGAUAUGGAAGAAGCACUAUAUUCUAAUGGUGAAAAAACUUCAUGUUACCAAGCCCAAGACACCUCCAAAAGAAACAUUUAUAGUUGCGGAUGUUCGGUCACUUUCAAGCAGUUCUCCAGAGCAGAAGCAGUGCCCUUCAUCGACCUUUCGUCCUUCCACCUCUUUAAGAAAGAAGAAUAACCUAGGGGAGAAAGAGCUGCCCCCUUGGAGGUCCUCUGAUAAGCAUCCAACUGAUAUCAUUCGGUUUAACUAUCUGGACAACUGCAACCCCCUCCAGCCAGGGCAAGGAAGAAAGAAAAGAAAUGAAAUGAUCCCAGAUUUUAGCCGACAGUCACAGGAUAAGAAAAAUAAAUUGCAGGACAGAGCUAGGCCAAGAAAAGCACAUUUCCUGAUGUCCCUGAGUUCCAGCUCCCCUCUGAAAGUUCCAGCAUGGUCCCCUCAAGCGUCAGGGGGAUCCCCAGCCCUCGAAGCAGCAACUAAGAUCCUCAUGCAGCACCUUCAGAGACACCCUGGGCUCCAGUCAUUCCUCAUCCAGGAUCAGAGCCACAGCUGA